This is a messenger RNA of Sporothrix brasiliensis 5110, 1095 nucleotides long. RefSeq lists its product as uncharacterized. Gene Ontology annotation, cellular component: fungal-type vacuole membrane. Bases 1 to 1095 code for a protein of 364 amino acids. The record is from RefSeq and is a predicted model, not a curated record. NCBI's taxonomy places the organism in Eukaryota, Fungi, Ascomycota, Sordariomycetes, Ophiostomatales, Ophiostomataceae. The transcript has 2 exons.
AUGUCUGGCGCAGUCCACAACGACGGCAUCCAUGCCACGCCCUCGCCGCCCAACUCCAGCAAGUACGCUGAGGGCGGUGUCGCCAACGCCGAGCAGCUCGAGGACGGCCGCAAGUCCAGAGCGCCUGGUUCGCGCAAGUCCAAGUUCUGGACGCACUUCAAGCGGUUUUGGUGGCUGUAUGCCAUCAUUGGCAUCUUGGCCGUUGUGCUGGCCGUCAUGUUGACCAUCUUCAUCGGUGUCAAGAACAUUGCGCAGAGCAAGAUCAACGACGCCGUGCUUGACGUCCAGGGCAUCUCCUGCACGAGCACCGAAACCAACGCAUUCACGCUCGGCAUCAACACCACACUCAAGUCGGGCACCACCAAGGCCACCGUCGAGGCGUUCCAGGGCGUCAUGUAUCUCGAGGACGAGCCGAGCCACACGCCGUUUGUCACCAUUGACUUCCCCGAGACGCAAAACAAGCCGUUCCAGACAGUCAACAUCAGCCAGCACGUGGACAUCGCCGACAUCCCAGCUCUUACCAUGUUCAACACCUGGCUGCUGAACAACGAGUCUCUGCGCGUCACGGUCCUGGGCUACCCCAACGUCAAGGUCCCCGGCAUCAGCAAGAAGUACGGCGUCACCUUCAAGAAGACCAUCACCAUGCCUGGCCUGAACGGCUUUGACGGCCUCAACGCCAAAAACAGCUCCAUCAACCCCUCCAACUUCACCGAUGGCACCAACUUCCACACCACGGCCACCAUCCCCAACAAGUCCCUGGUCACCUUUGAAAUUGGCAACGUCACCUUCAACACCUACCUGAACGGCAGCUUUGUCGGCACCUCGUACAUCAACGACGUCACUCUGGUCCCUGGCGACAACGUCUUCCCCUUCCGCGCCAGUAUCCAGCAGGGCCCCAUCUUGACCGCCGUUACGACCCAGCCCUCGUGCAAGGACGGCAUCGUUCCCAUGGACCUGUCUGGCAAGACCGUCGACAACCACGGCCAGCCCCUCGCGUACUUUGCCAAUGCCCUCUCCACGCACAACACCACCGUCCCGCUCGACCUUGGCACGCCGCUCCGCGCCCUGGGCAUUAACCCCAAGUGCCCGAGCUAA